CCUUGCUGCUCAGCGAAGCACAAGAAAAAUUACCUGAUUUCUGCACCACCAUUGCAGACGGUGGAAUGAACAUGCAUAGCCUUUAAGCCGUGGACCUGCGCUCUGGUCUGCCGACUGCUACUGGGUAUCAUGGUCGUGUCGCCUGCAUUAGAUACGUGACCAUUUUUUUUCUCUUGCAUUAUUUUAUUUCAAGUAGGAUAGCAGCAUACACAAGCAUUAACUAAUAUUGAUAACGAUCUAGAUGUCACCUUGAUACAUGUUCGGUUCCCAAAACUAGAAUCUGUUACGAACAGAGUGGACUAUGAUUUGUAGACUUUACCCUUUGCCAAAGUUGUAAAAAAAUCGUUGUUUAGAAGGAGUGUGAAGGAUAAUUUACUUAUUGUACACGCGCACCUCACAGAGUAGGUGUUCCCUAAAUUUAAAUAUGCAAAUAUAUGCUCGAACACGCCAAUAGGAUCUCGCUUGCUUGUGCUUGGCUCUGCCCGCCUCCAUGCUUGUUCUGCCCUCUAUGACUAAUUUGUUCCCGUUUGAAAUGUUAGGCUGUGGUCUAUCUUGGUUGAGUUAAACAAAUCUUUGCCCAUACUCCCGGUUGCCAUUGGGAUGCUUCUGUAUUUAAACUAUGCCACUAUGUUUACAUACCCUACAUUACUCAUCUCAUAUGUAUAUACUGUACUCGAUACCAUCUACUGCGUCUUGCCUAUGCCGCUCUGUACCAUCACUCAUUCAUAUAUCUAUGUACAUAUUCGUUAUCCCUUUACACUUGUGUGUAUAAGGUAGUAGUUUUGGAAUUGUUAGUUAGAUUACUCGUUGGUUAUUACUGCAUUGUCGGAACUAGAAGCACAAGCAUUUCGCUACACUCGCAUUAACAUCUGCUAACCAUGUGUAUGUGACAAAUAAAUUUGAUUUGAUAUCUGCUCUCGGCCGGCACACUCAUUAGGCAGGAUUAGGUGCCUAUGGCGGCAGAUUGAUGAGGGAGGCAUUUUCUGAGCUAAACUGACCAAGACGCACCUCCAACAACAACACAUAAAACCUCAUAUAAUUCUGCCCAAAAACAAUGACAAUUUCUCUCAACCAGUGGCAUAUGGGCUUUUUAGGUGAGCGCUAAAUCUGCCCUUUGAUAAGCAGUGCCCACUUUGUCAAAGGCAAGGCAAAAUAUUUUGCUUGUCCAUUCGCAGCGCGACUCUCCAUGGUGCUGUUGGAGAGACGCAUCUCUGCAGCGUUCCAAUGUUCAGUCAAAAAAAUAUCUAACAUAAAUCAUGUUGCAGAUAUAGGAUAUAUAAAAACUAUGUGGCUUUUUCUGUAGCCUACAGGCUGGAGAAAAAAAUGCAUGACAAUGUAAUGAGGACACUUUUUUACAUCCUGCAGGUUUCUCCGAUCAAAUAGCCUAACCUAAAUGGCGCUCAAUCAAUAAAAAAAUGUUGAUUAGGUGACCAUGAUGGUUCGAGGGCCAGAUUGGGAAUUUAGCAAGGACAGGAGGGUUAACACCCCUACACUUACAAUAAAUGCAACCUUUCGGUUACAAUUCCAACGCUCUAACCAAUAGGCUCCUGCCGCCCCAAUGAUUUCCACGGACAUUGGGUUUUGGUCCGGUCGGGACCAAAUCUUAACUUGAUUUCAACGUCCACGGAUAUUUAAGGUUCUGAGUGUUUGGUUCAGAUUUGGUGUUCUCCAGACCGCCUUGAUUUCAACGUUCACGAUUGGUUGAUUUUGUCUGGUCCGGAACAAAUCUGAACCAAUCAUAUGUUUGGUUCAGAUUUUGUCCCGUAUUGACCAGCCUUGGUUUGGCCCAAACAUAGAUGUCUAUAAAUGACUUAUUUUCAACUUUCAUUCAGAACCGAAAAUUAACCUGAUUUCAAACUUCCGGAAAAUACAUAUUUUUCAACAUCCGGAAAAGAUGCAUUUUCAAUGUCCUGGAAAUAUGUAUUUUAAAUAUACAGAAAAUAUAUUUUCAUCUUUCAUUCAAUAACCUAAAUUGAACCCAACUUCUGGAAAAUACGUCCUUUAGACGUCAUUUUGCUUACUGGAACUAUUCUAGUUUUGCAGGGGAACGCCAUUUUUUGGUCUUGCCUAAAGGCGGCAGAAUCAGUGUUACUAUCAACUCAUAGUGCAGCCCAAUCAGCCACGCAAAACAGUGUUGAGUGGCAGCAAAUCUGUCCAAUUAGCUAAGUCGCUUUCCAUACACCCACUCCUUUCGAAACACCUACUCGCCCAAACUCCGGUCGCCAUAUCGAGUUGCAGCUACCCAUUCGUGAGUUAGCGCCUACAAAAAGACGCCAUUACUAUGUCUCUCCAUGGGCGUAGUCCUUCUUCCCAACAUAAUGGCCCUAAAACUACAUCUCCCACGGCGCACAACUGUAGACCUGAAACUGUAUUCCUCAUAAUCGAUGAUCUCAACUUAGUUUCCUCUCUAGUGGCAUGAAGUAGGCUAGCUGGUGGAAUAUAGGUACCGGGGCUAUGGAGCGAGCUGAAAAUACUAUCUGAUAACGGUAUCCGCUGAACUUUUUGUUCACAUCAAAAAGUUGAGGACCCAACACAGCCAUGCAGUUCAAAUACAGAAGGCACUGAUUUAUUUUUAUAUGCUUUUCUGUUGUCCUUCAAGUGCUGGCCAAGAUGUCUGUGGAGGAACAGGAAUAUCCAGAGGCGACUCUGGUUGCAGAGGCCGGGCCGCAGUGGUUUCGGGCGGAAUUAGAACGCCUAUCCCGGGAGUUGAGCGAGACGACUCAUGAGAAGAUCCAGGCGGCGGAAUACGGGCUUGCGGUGCUCGAAGAGAAGCAACUGCUCAAACAGCGGUAUGAUGAGUUGGAGACUGAGUUCGAGAGCGUUCGGCAGGAACUCGACCAGCUGAAGGAGGCAUUUGGUCAGGCCUACUCCACCCAUAGGAAGGUGGCUGCAGAUGGGGAGAGCAGGGAGGAGUCACUGAUGCUGGAGUCAGCCAGUAAGGAGGCCCAAUAUCAGCAGAUGGUCCUGGAGCUGCAGAAUGAGCUGCGGUUGGCCAAAACCGCCCUCACUAGUACCCAAUCAGAGAACGAGCGCCUGGCUGCCGUCGCCCUGGAAAUGAGAGAGAGCUCUGAGCAGGUGGAGUUGCAGCGCACCCAACUGCGUGAUGACAUCCGAGAGUAUAAAGUGCGGGAGGCACGUCUGCUGCAGGACUACAGUGAGCUGGAGGAUGAGAACAUCUCCCUGCAGAAACAGGUGUCCCUGCUACGACAGAGCCAGGUGGAGUUUGAGGGUCUGAAGCAUGAGAUCCGUCGCCUGGAGGAAGACUCCCAGUGCCUCCACAGCCAGCAGGAGGAGGCCAUACGCCUGAGGGAGAUCGCCGAGCGCCAGCUGACCGAGGCUCUGGAGACCAUUAAGACUGAGCGCGAGCAGAAGGCCGCCCUGCGUAAAGAACUGUCCCACUACAUGACCAUUGGGGACAACCUGUUACCAUACUACCACAGUUCCCUCAACGUCUCCGUGGACGGACUCAAGUUCAGCGAGGAUCCCACUGCUGCCACCAACGUGCCGAACAACGAUGACUCGUUCCGCGGCUACGAGAACGGCCUGGCCGAGAUGGCCGCCGACGCCAACGAAGAUAACAAAGCCAAACUUCGGCCCGCCCCCAGCCUAGUGGAUGACCUGCUGAGUGAACUCAACAUCUCAGAAAUCCAGAAACUCAAGCAGCAGCUCAUGCAGGUGGAGCGAGAGAAGGCGGCGCUCCUCUCCUCUCUGCAGGAGUCCCAGAAGCAGCUGGAGGUGGCCCACGGGACUCUGUCAGAGCAGCAGGAGACGGUGGGACGCCUCACCGAGAACCUCAGUGCCAUGAGGAAACUCCAGGCCAGCAAGGAGCGCCACUCGGCCCUGGACAGCGAGAAAGAGCGAGACAGCCGCGAUGAUGGUGACGGGGACUACUACGAGUUGGACAUCAACGGGCCUGAGAUCCUGCAGUGUAAGUAUACCAUCGCCGUAUCAGAAGCCGGGGAGCUCAGACAGGAGCUGAAGACUCUUAAAGCCGAGUACCAGUCUUGCCGGAGCCAGUACGAAGAAGAGCGAGUCCGCCUGGAGAGCGACGUGGCAGGGCUGAGCGAAAAGCUGGCCUCCCUGGAGAAGAGCAGCCGGGAGGAGCACGAGGAGGUGGCAAGGCUGGUGAAAGAGCUGCGGCGAGUGAGUGAAGCGGUUGGCGAGUCGCAGGGAAGCCUGAACGUGGCGCAGGACGAACUGGUGACGUUCAGCGAGGAGCUGGCCAACCUUUAUAACCACGUGUGCAUGUGCAACAACGAGACGCCCAGCCGGGUCAUGCUCGACUACUAUAAGGAAGGAAAGGCCAGUAUAGGGGGCAGGGGCAGCCGAGAGGGGAAGACACAACAUCUGUCCCAUGUUCUGCUCUCCAAUGGGCUGGUUCCUGAAACUGAACCCAUUCAAUCUGAAGCCAGUGAUCCAGCCACCCCAGCCCCAAUCCCAGAGUCCCGUUCAGAGCCCAUGAACAUCUAUAACCUAGUUGCCAUCAUCAGGGACCAGAUCCGUCACCUGCAGCAGGCGGUGGACCGCACCACAGAGCUGAGCCGCCAGAAGAUGGCCUCCAUGGAGCUGGGUACUGUGACCGAUAAGGACAAGGAGGCCUGCAUGGGGGAAAUCCUCAAACUCAAGUCUCUGCUCAGCACCAAGAGAGAGCAGAUUGCCACCCUGAGGACCGUGCUCAAGGCCAACAAACAGACGGCUGAGGUGGCGCUGGCCAACCUGAAGAGUAAAUACGACAACGAGAAGACCAUGGUGACUGAGACCAUGUUGAAGCUCCGAAAUGAGCUCAAGGGCCUGAAAGAGGACGCUGCCACCUUCACCUCAUUACGGGCCAUGUUUGCUACAAGGUGUGACGAGUAUGUGACCCAGCUGGAUGACAUGCAGAGGCAGCUGGCUGCAGCGGAGGAUGAGAAGAAGACCCUGAACUCCCUGCUCCGCAUGGCCAUCCAGCAGAAGCUGGCCCUGACCCAACGACUGGAGGACCUGGAGUUCGACCACGAACAGGCGCGCCGCGGCGGAGGAGUGGCGGCAGGCGGGCGGGGAAAAACCUCCUCAUUGGCGCGGGGCAAAGGGGCAUCGGCCAAUCAUUAUUAAUUUAAUCAAGGCCAGUGUCCCCUUCAAAGGUUGACAGAUGACGAUGAUUACUUCAGUACCCCCCCCCCCCCCGUGGCCUGAGACCCAUGUCAGAGACACACACUGCUGUAAUGCGAGGACUUUGAUUUCUGAGUGCAAACACUGAGCGGAGUUGAGCGGUCAGAGAUCCCACUCACUGCUCACGGAGUAGUCUUCUGCCUCUCCAAAUUCACUCCAUUCAUUUUGUGUUUCAAAAGGAUCAUUUAACAAACACCCCAUCUACUUUUGUGACACUGUACUCAUAUCAACAUCUCUUUGCAUUAGUGAUGGGGUAGGCUAAAUAAAUACAACAGAAUAGGCAUAAUUAAAAGAGCAUAAUGAGGGAAAUGAAGAAUGCUGGCUAGAGCAUGCCCAAUUGAAGCAGGAUAGAAGGUCGACGCUCCAACGUUUUAGAAAUUCGCUCCACGCUCCAGCCAAAUGAAGCACGCUCCACUUCAGCUCCACUCUGCUCACGUCCUCUGACACACACACACACACACACACAUAUGCUCUAGGCCCCUACAGACACACGUGAAACCCCUAGGGGUUUGGUCCCUCUGUGCGGCUACAGGAAACAAGAAAGUCUCCUCGGUAUGAUGACCAAUAGAGGUCUAUUUCUAUGGAUAUGACCGACAGUUUGAUCCUCAUUUGUGAUCCAGUCACUCACUCCACAUUGUCCACCUCUAUACUAUUAUAACUCUUGUGUCUUUCCCCCGACGACAGCCGACUCCAACUCAACUCCACGAUUUACGAUGGAGUCGAGUGGUGUCUAGUGUUGGCGGACUGGAGCGCCAAAGUCACAUAAAAACCCACUGUCGCGUGUAAUUGCGGGCUAUGUUUUGGGUGCUGAAGUCAUUUUAUGUGAUAGUCGCCGCUCAACUCCAUUGUAAAUCAUGGAGUUGAGUUUAAUCGGCUACCCGGAUGACUGCGCCAUUUUAAUGUAUUUAUUUAUCUUUGUUUGCUUGUUGUAACUCAGUGAACGUGUGAGGUGUUCAUAAGCUUUUUGUUGCAUUUAAUAAUUGUUGAUAAUCGGAACAUUCAUAAUAGAAUUUCCAUGGAGAGCAAACCUGUGUUGAUUUAUAUUUAUUCGUAGAGAAAGAUCAGAGGCAGGAAAGUCAUAGGAACUAAAGUGACUUGCUACAGUUUUCCCGAGGGUCGAUAUUCAGUGGGACUCCUAGGCUAAUGUAAGAAAUCUUGAUUGGAAUGAGUCCUUUCUCUCUUUGUUUUAAAUCUUGUCACAUGUAUUUAGAUGUUUUAUUUAACCUUUAUUUAUCCAGGCGAGUCAAUUAAAAACAAAUUAUUCUUUACAAUGACCGGCUGGCAAAUUUUUAUAAUGUUCAAGAAGGCUUUUUGGCACCUUAUUCUUCUAUCUUCUGGUCUUCGUUUUGACUAGUAGUGCCUUUCUGUCCACAAAAGAGAAGCUAGAUUUCGUUUUUUUUUUAUGUUUUCAAUGUCUUUGAGAAGGAAUUUGGGUGAGAGGUUUUGACCCCAGUCAUUACAGAUUGAGGGAAAUAACAGGAACUGUGGUGAAUUCUUUGAAGUGAUUCUGUGAUCCUGCAAAUGUGCAGAAUUGCAAAUUUAGGGGCUGUUAUUAUGAUUUAUUAUUAUAAAGAAAAAACGUAUUUUAAACGUUUUGAUACUAUAACUGUUAACUUUGGCUGCCGAGUUAGUGGUUCGAGGCAUUUACAACAGUGGCUGAUUGAGAGAUUACUAAUGCACAUACUUACUUAUAUUCCAGCGUUUGUGGCAAAGGUCAGGCAAUGUCAAUAUAGAAUUGACAAGUAUGGAGGAUCAUUUCUUUGUCUGUUUUAAUGCAAUUUUAUUUGCCCUUUUUAUGUCCUCUAAUAGAGUUGUCGUGACUUCAGCAAACAGAGGAAGUAAAGUCAUCAACACUUCUGCAGUGCCAUUUAAUUCACAGCUUUGUUGAUGCAAUAAAAUUUAAAUGUAUGACUUUUUUUUCCUCUCUUUUUUUUUUACAAGUGCAAUUUAAACGCAGUAUCAAUAUGGAAAUACGGUAUAAAAAUGCUGUCUGUUUGCUGAUGCUAUUGUUCUGUUUUACUACUUACUCACAAUCUUGAUCCAAUUUGAGUUUAUCUUUGUACUAAAUAACUUGUUUGUAUUUAUUUUAAACAAUGUCAUGUGUGUUCGUAUUGUCAAUAAUGUGGAUUAUGAUUAGUGGCAUAUUGAUACCAUGUUGAUGUAAUUUUCCAUGUUUUCUUCAAGGGACUUUGGGUGGAGAUGGUGGUCGCAUUCCACUGCUUGGUUCGUUGCAUGCAUCAACCAAUGGUUGCAUGCCAUGUCAUCGACUGACAGAUUGCUAUAACAUAAUGAUGUGGUUAGCUGAUGGGUAAAAUACCUAACCAGGUGUUGUAAGAUCUGGCAACGUCUAAGCAGUGGAAUGCUCAAUAGAAGCCAGUAGCCCACUUACCUAUGUGGUGGUGGUGGUGAUGAUGUUGCACUGGCAAGGUGCAUGCUUAAUAGUAUAAACUUAACUUCAGACUUAAUGUGGCGUUGUUGAGGUUAUUAAAACAUGUAUAUUGAUCCCAUUUCUGCUUCGGUCAUUCUGUCUCCCUGUAAAAU
Oncorhynchus masou masou (cherry salmon) is the source of this 7689-nucleotide messenger RNA. Its product is annotated as protein bicaudal D homolog 2-like. NCBI's taxonomy places the organism in Eukaryota, Metazoa, Chordata, Actinopteri, Salmoniformes, Salmonidae. The transcript has 8 exons. Bases 2611 to 5091 code for a protein of 826 amino acids. Gene Ontology annotation, molecular function: dynein complex binding; cytoskeletal adaptor activity. The record is from RefSeq and is a predicted model, not a curated record.